Helobdella robusta is the source of this 912-nucleotide messenger RNA. RefSeq lists its product as hypothetical. Gene Ontology annotation, cellular component: cytoplasm. The coding region runs from base 1 to 912 and encodes 303 amino acids. The transcript has 5 exons. The record is from RefSeq and is a predicted model, not a curated record. NCBI's taxonomy places the organism in Eukaryota, Metazoa, Annelida, Clitellata, Rhynchobdellida, Glossiphoniidae. Gene Ontology annotation, molecular function: GTPase activity.
AUGAUUUUCGGGCAAGUAGUUAUCGGACCGCCUGGCUCUGGUAAAACUACGUACUGCAAGGCCAUGCAAGAAUUCAUGAAAGGUUUAGGCAGAAAUGUGGAGAUUAUCAACAUGGAUCCAGGAAAUGACAGUUUGCCAUACAAAUGUAUAGUAGAUGUUUCCGAUUUAAUAACAGUGAAUGAUGCAAUGAGUUACAUGAAGCUGGGUCCAAAUGGAGGGCUAGUUUAUUGUAUGGAAUAUCUUGAAAAAAAUAUAGAUUGGCUGAUUGAUCAAAUAAAGCAUUUACCAGACAAGCAUUUUGUGCUAUUUGAUUGCCCUGGACAGAUAGAGUUUUACACUCACCAUCAAUCAAUAAACAACAUUUUCCAAACUCUGACGAAGAGCAAAAGAAUUUCAUUAUGUGCCGUUUAUUUGGUGGACUCUCAUUAUUGCACUGACCCUUGUCAGUUCAUCUCUGUGUUGAUAGCUUCAUUGGGAGCCAUGCUAAGAAUUGAAUUACCACACAUUAAUGUUCUAUCAAAGGUUGAUAUAAUUGAAAAACAGGCUUCUUUACUUUUCAAUUUGGAUUUUUUCACAGAAGUCCUCGAUUUAAAAAAGCUGCUGGAUUACGUACCUAGUGAUCCAUUCAUAGCAAAAUACAAAAAAUUAAAUAACUGUUUAGCUGGUAUGAUUGAGGACUAUAGCCUGGUAUCAUUCUUAGCCCUACAUGUUGAAGACAGAUACAGCAUGCUUCGUGUGAUGAAAGCAGCAGACAAGGCGUGUGGUUAUUUGUUUGGCAGUGAAGAUGAACGUACCAUUGACAAAUUGUUUUCACAUGCUAUGGCCGCUGAAUUUGAUUAUGAAAAAAUUGCGUCGCUUCAAGAAAAAUAUGUUUGUAAUUCCACGAAACCAAUAUCUGAGGAUGACUUGUAG